AGUUCUGAUGAUCCGCCUCAGUAUUCCGAACCGGCAGCGGUGCGCAGACUGAGUGAGACAGGUGGACCCGGACUUCCUGACCCCUGCUGGUUCUAAAGGAACCGGUCAUGUGGUUCUGUUAUAGAUCAUUCCAACAAGCUGGACUCCGUCGUUUACCGGUGGCACCAGCUGCGCUGUGAAAUCUUUCAGGUGGAUCUGAAGACCCAAAGAGCGCCACCCGAACCUCCUGCAGUGAUCCAAACUCCCGGUCAGGAUCAGCAUGUCUCCGUUUUAACGGGAGCGGGUUCUGGACUCUGUUUGGAGACUUUUACGCACCACGAGGACUUUCCGGGUGAAACUGAAACGGCGGAUGGACCUGGAGGUUCCGACUCCGUGCUGAGGACCAGAAGCCAGAUUGAUGGUAGUUUUUGUGUGCUGGUGGAUUCUUGACCCAGGUGUUCUGAUGUUUGCGCUCCUGCUGGUUCUGUGCUUGGCUGAAGGAACGCGCAGUCAGAUCCGGUACUCGGUCCCGGAGGAGGCGGAUCAUGGCACGUUUGUGGGGAACAUCGCUGAGGACCUGGGUCUGGAACUCACCAAGUUGGCCUCCAGACGCUUCCAGGUCGUGCCCAGCUCCCGGACGCCGUACCUGGGGGUGAACCUGGAGAACGGGGUUCUGUUCAUCAAUGAGCGGAUAGACCGGGACCAGAUCUGCCGGCAGAGCGCGAGCUGCCAGCUCAACAUGGAGGUGUUCCUGGAGAACCCGCUGGAGCUGUUCCGAGUUGAGAUCGAGGUGGUGGACAUUAACGACAAUCCGCCGAGCUUCCCGGAACCGGACAUCACGGUGGAGAUCUCAGAGAGCGCGACCCCGGGGACCCGGUUCCCGCUGGAGAGCGCGUCCGACCCGGACGUGGGCUCCAACGCGCUCCGGACCUAUGACAUCACCACCAACAACUACUUUUACCUGGACGUGCAGACGCAGACGGACGGAAACAAGUUCGCGGAGCUGGUCCUGGAGAAGCCUUUGGACCGGGAGCAUCAGGCGGCACACCGGUACGUCCUGACCGCUGUGGACGGCGGCCAGCCGCCCCGGACCGGAACCGCCUUGCUGGUGGUCAAAGUGCUGGACUCGAACGACAACGUCCCGGUGUUUGAGCAGCAGGUCUACACGGUGAGUUUGUCCGAGAACGCGCCGGUCGGGACCCUGGUGAUCCAGCUGAAUGCCACCGACCUGGAUGACGGGCCGAACGGGGAGGUGGUGUACUCCUUCAGCAACCACAUCUCCAGCCGCGUAAAGGACCUGUUCAGCGUGGACCCCCGCACCGGGCGCGUGGAGGUGCGCGGGGAGGUGGACUAUGAAGAGACCAGUCUCUUUCAGAUCUUUGUCCAGGCCAAGGACCUGGGCCCGAACGCCGUCCCGGCGCACUGCAAAGUGCUUGUCAAAGUGGCCGACGUGAACGACAACGCGCCGGAAAUAACCUUCAGCACCGUGACCGAGUCCGUGAGUGAGAGCGCGACCCCCGGCACGGUGAUCGCGCUGCUGAGCGUGACGGAUCGGGACGCGGAGGAGAACGGGCUGGUCCAGGUGGAAAUUCUGGGUGAGGUUCCGUUUAAGCUCAAGUCCUCCUUCAGGAACUACUUCACCAUCGUGACCGACGGGCUGCUGAACCGCGAGCACGCAGACUCCUACUCCGUGACCGUGGUCGCGCGGGACAAAGGGACCCCUUCUCUGGCCUCCAGUAAGUCCAUCCGGGUCCAGGUGUCAGAUGAGAACGACAACGCGCCCGCGUUCACGCAGCCCGUUUAUGACGUGUACGUCACAGAGAACAACGUGCCAGGGGCGUACAUCCACGCUGUGACGGCCCUGGACCCGGACGUGGGGCCAAACGCCCUCAUCACCUACUCCAUACUAGACUGUGAGAUCCAGGGCAUGUCAGUCAGGACCUACGUGUCCAUCAACGAGGAGACCGGGUACCUGUACGCCCUCAGGUCCUUUGACUACGAGCAGCUGAAGGAUUUCUCCUUCAUGGUCCAGGCUUCGGACUCCGGGGCCCCAGAACUCUCCACUAAUGUGACUGUCAGGGUCAUUGUGGUGGACCAGAACGAUAACCCCCCCUUGGUGCUCGCCCCCUUGGGGAAGAACGGGACUGCUCGGGAGCCCCUUCCCCGCUCGGCAGAGCCGGGCUACCUGGUGACCCGGGUCGUGGCCAUGGAUGCGGAUGAUGGUGAGAACGCCCGUCUGUCCUACAGCAUCCAGAGAGGGAAUGAGAAUGGCAUGUUCCGGAUGGAUUGGAGGACAGGUGAGCUCCGAACGGCGAGGCGGGUGUUGGCUAAAAGAGACCCCUAUCAGCUGUACGACCUGCUGAUUGAGGUGAGGGACCAUGGCCAGCCCCCCCUGUCCUCCAGCACUAGUGUGCUUGUGGUGCUAGUGGACAGCGUGGCAGUGGGUCGGGGUGGUGGAGACAAAACUGGCACCAGCAAGGCCAAAGACGGUACUCUGGACCUCACCCUGAUCCUGAUCAUCGCCCUGGGCUCGGUGUCCUUCAUCUUCUUCCUGGUGAUGAUCGUCCUGGCAGUUCGCUGCCAGAAGGACAAGAAGCUGAACAUCUACAGCUGCCUGAGUAGUGACUGCUGCCUGGGCUGCAGCUUCUGCUGCUCCCGGACCAGCCGCUCCCGCAAAAAGAAGCUCAGCAAGUCCGACAUCAUGCUGGUUCAGAGCACCGUCAACGUCAGCGGGACCGGGUCGGCCCAAGUCCCCAUUGAGGAGUCCGGGACCUUCGGCUCCCACCACCAAAACCAGAACUAUUGUUACCAGGUGUGUCUGACCCCAGAGUCGGCCAAAACGGACCUGAUGUUCCUCAAGCCCUGCAGCCCCACCAGGAGUACCGACACAGACCACAAUCCAUGUGGGGCCAUUGUGUCUGGGUUCACAGACCAGCAGCCGGACAUCAUAUCCAACGGCAGCAUCCUAUCAAGCGAGACCAAACACCAGAGAGGUGAACUCAGCUACCUGGCUGAGCGGCCGAGACGGGUCAACAGUUCAGCCUUCCAGGAGGCAGACCUGGUCAGCUCUAAGGACAGCGGUCACGGGGACAGCGAGCAGGGGGACAGUGACCACGACGCCAUGAAUCGAGGACAUUCAUCUGGUGCUGAUCUGUUCUCAAACUGCACGGAUGAGUGCAAGGCUCUGGGUCACUCGGAUCGCUGCUGGAUGCCGAGCUUCGUGACCUCUGAUGGGCACCAGGGUCUGGACUAUCGCAGCAACCUGCACGUGCCUGGAAUGGACUCAGUCCCUGACACAGAGCGGGGUCGAGGGUUUGCAAGCUCGUUCCGGGUGGACGUGCCAGAGACGGCGUGACCCCCACCCCCAUCCCCUCCAGCUGGACUCCCACACACGUCCCCUUCUUGGACUGAAAGAACACAUUUACACACAGAUAGAGGACCAACCUCAUAAAAAACUGGAGCUGGCUACAGCUUGUGUAAGCACUUGGACCUGGGCUGGUCAGCUGGACCUUGAGGAGGAUGGUGUGUGUGUAUGUGUGUGUGUGUGUGUGUGUGUGUGUGUGUGUGUGUGUGUGUGUGUGUGUGUGUGUGUUAACACAGCCUUACUGGGAUGGGCCCAAUUCUCAGCAGGACUGAGAAAAACCUCUGAACUAUCAUGAUGGAGGAGCAAAGUGGAGAAUAGUGGUUCUGCCAUGUCCCAGUUAGUGUGUGCCUGUUUACAGCACUGAUGUACAGAACCUAGAGCUGGACCAGGACCACAUCCAGACCAGGACGGGGGUCCAAAGUAGACCUUCCAGGAGACACAACCCUUUAGAUGUUCCACAGGCCAAAACUAAAAGGGAGAAACUUUGUGCUUUCAUGGAGCAGCACUGUCGUGGUUCUGGUUCUGUGUGUGUGAUCGGGUUCAUCUGGUCCAGUCUUUUUUCAACUUUGUAUGAACAGAUUGUGUUGAAGUUAUUAGAUUAUUUUUUUAUUUUGUUAUUUUCAUUCUUCAUCAACACACGAGGAGUCAGGCAGUAUUUGGCUCCACUCGUCUCAUCCUGAGCCGUCCAGUAGUUUCUAUCGUGUCAGAGGUGUUUACUGUACUCUUCCAAUCUAAAUAUAAAACUAUAUGAAUCUAUCUAUA
Nothobranchius furzeri (turquoise killifish) is the source of this 4105-nucleotide messenger RNA. RefSeq names its product protocadherin 10b (gene pcdh10b). The record is from RefSeq and is a predicted model, not a curated record. Lineage: Eukaryota; Metazoa; Chordata; Actinopteri; Cyprinodontiformes; Nothobranchiidae. Gene Ontology annotation, cellular component: plasma membrane. Gene Ontology annotation, biological process: homophilic cell-cell adhesion. Gene Ontology annotation, molecular function: calcium ion binding.